AGCUAACUCCGUGCCCGAUAUUUGCCUCUAACUCUUUUCAUACUUUCACCUCUCUACCGCAUCUUGCCUGCUGCCGGCUGUGGCAGUCUAUGCGCUGCCCCUUUACUUUUCCCUGACCGUGAAGUCUCUGAUUAAUGGCUGUAGUUACAUUUGCAACACAAGGCUUUUAUGGGAAGAAAUGAUUUAGAUGGUUGUUUUUAAGCUUGCAACAAAACACCCAGAUCCGAGAGAAGAGGUUUCACCGAUCUAUUACUAAAUUAUGUUCAUUUGAAAGAUAAUUUAUCUUACAGGGACAGAGUAUACAGCUCAGUUUACAUGUUUUUUUUUGCUUUUGCAGCUUUGGAAGGUGUUCGUUUUGAAAUGGGUAAAAUUAAAAAAAUGCUGAAUGGUGAGAGUUCAUCGAAUCCUGAUAUCAAUGAAACCAUAGUGCCAAAGCCUGAGAUGUUAGAUCCCCAGUUGCAAUCUGAUGCCAUGUACUCAAGGCAACUUGGGGACACUGUUGCAAGUUCAUCUGGAAGCAAUUUAAGAUCAUUUUUUACUGGGAUGGGAUUCUCACCUUCGCUUGUUGGCAAAGUAAUUGAAGAAAAUGGUGAAGAUAAUGUUGACUUGUUAUUGAAGAUUCUAAUGGAAUGUUCUUCGAGAUCUCAGCCAUCAGAUUCUCCGGGUAGCUUGUUUGAUGACAAGGACGCAAGCAGUCCUAAGUAUUUCACGUUUGUUCAACCAAAAGAGGAGCCAGAUGUUUUUGGAGUUGAUGAUGACAAAAGGGCAUCCUUGCUAAGGAUGAAUUUCUCCGUUGAAGAAGUUGAUUUUGCAAUGGAAAAGCUCAAUGUGGAUGCUUCAAUUGAUGAAAUAGUAGACUUCAUUAUUGCUACCCAGGUAGCUGCAGAUUUUAAUGAGGAAACAAAUGACAAGCUUGACAAUGAUGCAGAAAUAAAUGAGGAUUUUAGUAAUGAAAUUUUGUUUGGGACCAUGGAGAAAACACUUCGUUUGCUUGAAAUGGGUUUCUCUGAGAAUGAGAUUUCAUUGGCAAUUGAGAGAUUUGGUGCAGAAGUUCCAGUAUUAGAGCUAGCUAACUCAAUUUGUGCAGAACAAGUUGGUGAGAAGUACAUCAUAGAAGAUAAGUAUUCCUUAAAACGAUCCAGAAUGAAUUGUUCACGCACUGCAAGUUAUUGGGAAACUUUUAGUGUGGGAAUGGAAAGUAAUAAACUGAAAACUGAGGAUUUUGACCGAGAUGCUGUUGCACAGUCGAGCAAUCUAAAUCUAAAUAUGGAGGAAGUUCGCAGAGGAAAAAGGCCAAAGCAAGAGCAUAUUGAAGACUAUCCUGACACUCAGUUGGGCCAUAUUGGCUUUGUGGACAAUUAUCCAAAACCAGAAUUCGCUGAUGAAUCGAGCUCCUAUUUUAAACCUACAUGGGUGGAAGAGAAAGUUAAUGCAGAAAUUGCGGGAUUCAGAAUUCCCAGGGCCCCAAAAUCUAAUUCAUGCAAGAGUGUUGAUCGCAUGGUAGCUAAACCUCCAUAUUUUUUCUAUGGAAAUGUUGCAACUGCAUCUUUUGACACGUGGAGCAAAAUAUCUCGGUUUCUAUAUGCCAUUGAGCCUGAAUUUGUAGAUACUCGGUUCUUCUCUGCAUUGAGUAGGAAAGAAGGCUAUGUGCACAAUCUUCCAACCGAAAGAAGGUUUCAUAUCCUUCCAAAGCCACCAAUGUCCAUAGAAGAUGCAAUCCCACAUACAAAGAAAUGGUGGCCAUCAUGGGAUAUGAGGAAGCAAUUGAGCUGCGUCAAUUUUGAAACUAAUGGAGUAUCUCAGCUUUGUGAUAGGCUUGGAAGAAUACUUGCUGAUUCCAGAGGUUUCGUUCCAUCAGAAAGAAAUAAAAGAGACAUUCUUCAUCAUUGCCAGAAAUUAAAUCUUGUAUGGGUAGGUCCGUACAAAUUGGGGCCCAUAGAGCCGGAAUAUUUGGAAAUCAUCCUAGGCUAUCCAUCGAAUCACACUCAAGCUGCUGAGAGUAACUUAAUUGAAAGGCUUCAUUCUCUCAGAUAUAGCUUCCAGAUAGACACUUUGGGGUAUCAUCUCUCUGUAUUAAAGUCUAUGUUCCCAGAUGGAAUAACAAUGUUGUCAGUUUUUAGCGGAAUAGGUGGGGCAGAAGUUGCUAUACACCGGCUUGGAAUCCAUAUGAAGGGUGUUGUCUCAGUAGAAACUAGUGAAACAAAGCGGGAGAUGCUAAGAAGGUGGUGGCACAGUAGUGGACAAACCGGAGAAUUAGAGCAAAUAGAAGGCAUUCAAAAGUUAACGAGUAACAGGAUUGAUAGACUUAUUGACAAGUUUGGUGGACUUGACUUCAUCAUCUGUCAGAGCCCAUGCAAUAGCUCUUCAAGAAGUCCUAAAAUGGACCCAGAAGGCGAUGCACCAUCAGAUUUUGACUUCUCAUUGUUUUGUGAGUUUGUUCGUGUUUUGCAGCGUGUAAGGAGUCUAAUAGAAAGGAAGAGUACCAGUUUGUGGAUUGCCAGCAACAGAAAAAAUGGUUGUGGAAGACAGAAUGGCCGGCUGUUACAGGGAGGAAAUUCGUUGUUGAUAUAAGCUAGAAAAUUGGUUGUUGCUGGUGAGGAAAGCUGACAAAGCUAUUCGGAGGAUCAGAAGCAACACCAAGGAUUGCCUUCAGGCACGGAGUAAGGGGUGGGUCAUCAG
Messenger RNA from Hevea brasiliensis (rubber tree), 2679 nucleotides. Its product is annotated as probable inactive DNA (cytosine-5)-methyltransferase DRM3. Bases 316 to 2571 code for a protein of 751 amino acids. Gene Ontology annotation, cellular component: nucleus. Gene Ontology annotation, molecular function: methyltransferase activity. Lineage: Eukaryota; Viridiplantae; Streptophyta; Magnoliopsida; Malpighiales; Euphorbiaceae. The record is from RefSeq and is a predicted model, not a curated record. The transcript is spliced from 12 exons.